CGGCGAGACGCCAUUGGCUGGUGUGCACAGCCAUACGCUGCAGCAGUGUUGGAGUAGGAAGAAGCAGCUGACAGAGGCCACAGGCAGAUGGGAGCCGAGCCAUGAGGACUAAGAUGGAGUUGGGCAAUGAUCCAGAAUGAAAGCAGAAAUGAAGAGAUUGAGGCUGUGCAAAAGAUGCAGACCCCCUGACUAAAGAAUUCUCCAUUCUGCCUUUUUGAGGUACCGCCGACAUUAUGAUCACUGUAACGGAACUCAAAAUUUUGGCAGAUGCCCAAGCAUCUUAUCAUAUUUUGAAGCCAUGGUGGGACGUGUUUUGGUAUUACAUCACGAUGGUGAUGUUGAUGAUUGCUGUUCUGGCAGGUGCUCUGCAGCUCACACAAAGCAGAAUGCUCUGCCUUCCUUGUAAGGCGGAAGUGGGCAAUCACUGUGCACAUCCUCUGGAUCAAGUCAGUACAAAGAUAAAUUUGUCAGCCAGCCCCUUGGGAAAAACAAAUCCCUCAAGAGGAAUCCAGAACGAUUUGCAUCGCCAACAGUAUGCCUACAUUGAUGCAGUUUGCUAUGAAAAACAGCUGCACUGGUUUACAAAGUUUUUUCCCUAUCUAGUGUUUCUUCAUACUAUAAUAUUUGGUGUGUGCAGCAACUUCUGGCUCCAUUACCCAAGCACAAGUUCGAGACUGGAGCACUUUGUUGCGAUUCUGUAUAAAUGCUUUGAUUCUCCUUGGACGACACGAGCUUUGUCAGAGACGGUUGCUGAACAGACCAUGAGAAACUGGACAAACAAACCAUCACGACGCUUGACUAGUGAAGACACGGAUGCAAGGAGGCAAUCCGUACAACAUGGGGUUGAGAGCACUGCAGUGGAGGAUGAUGCUUCAAGUGUCCUGGACAGGAAAGAAGGAGAACAGGCAAAAGCUCUGUUCGAAAAAGUCCGCAAGUUCCGUCUUCACGUUGAGCAGAAGGACAUAAUUUAUAGACUGUAUCUGAAGCAGAUCAUUGUUAAAGUCAUUGCUCUUCUCGUGAUCAUUACAUACGUGUCUUACUUUUUGAUGCACAUAACAUUUGAAGUUGACUGUAAAGUUGACAUUGAAGCAUUCACAGGGUACAAGAGAUACCAGUGUGUCUAUUCUCUUGCUGCAAUUUUCAAGCUUUUGGCUACGUUUUAUGUUUUACUUGUAUUUUUGUAUGGGUUUGCUUGUUUUUAUAGUCUGUGGUGGAUGUUGAGAAGCUCUCUGAAACAGUAUUCAUUCGAGGCCGUUAGAGAAAAGAGUCACUACAGUGACAUCCCCGAUGUCCAAAAUGAUUUUGCCUUUAUCCUUCACUUAGCAGACCAGUAUGAUCCGUUGUACUCCAAGCGUUUCUCGAUAUUUUUGUCUGAAGUCAGCGAGAACAGAUUAAAACAGAUUAAUCUCAACAACGAGUGGACAGUGGAAAUGCUGCGCCAAAAAUUGACCCGAAAUGCCAAGGAUCAAGUAGAGCUUCAACUUUUCAUGCUGAGUGGGGUGCCUGAUAAUGUCUUUGAACUGAAUGAGAUUGAAGUCAUGAAGCUGGAACUGAUACCAGAUGCCAAGAUCACCCCAAUGAUAACACAGCUGGUCAACCUCAAGGAACUCCAUAUUUACCACUCAACACUUACUGUGGACCUCCAAGCUCUGAGCUUUCUCGCUGAUAACCUUCAAACUCUAUAUCUGAAAUUUACUUCAGUUGAAAAGAUUCCUUCUUGGAUUUUCCUCUUGAAGAACUUGAAGGAGUUGUACUUAGCAGGAUGUAUCGACAACUACAGUUUUGCACACAUUGAGGGCCUUCAGGACUUGAAGAACCUGACAACCCUUUACUUGAAGACCAGCAUUCCUCGAAUUCCACCUGUGGUUAUGGACAUGUUGCCAUUUCUUCAGAAACUAAGCAUUAAUAAUGAAGGAAAUAGGCUCCUAAUCCUAAUUAGUUUGAAGAAGCUGAUCAAUCUUACCAGCCUAGAAUUGAUCAACUGUGACCUCGAACGAAUUCCACAUUCCAUUUUUAGUCUGACGGAACUGAGAGAGAUUGACUUUAAAGGAAAUAAUUUUAAAACUGUUGAAGAAAUUAUUAGUUUUCAGCAUCUGCCCAAACUGACCUGCUUGAAACUGUGGCACAACGCCAUUGCCUACAUACCACUACAGAUUGGAGCUUUAGCCAACCUAGAGCAGCUCUAUCUCAACAAUAACAAUAUAGAAAUGAUGCCACUACAACUAUUUCUGUGCAACAAGCUGCGGGUUUUGGACCUCAGUCAUAACAAUUUAAAUUUCAUCCCGGACGAGAUUCAGCUUUUGAAAAAUCUUCAGUAUUUUGCUGUGACAAACAAUAGUAUUGAGAUGUUACCAGACGGGCUGUUUAUAUGCAGCAAGCUGCAGUGUUUGCUCCUGGGAAAGAACAGCCUGAGCAGCUUGUCAGCGCACGUGGGGGAUCUGAUGAACCUCAUUAAGAUUGAGUUGGUUGGGAACCAAAUUGAAUCUCUUCCUCCUGAGCUCGAGUCCUGUCACUCACUAAAGCCAAGCUGUAUUAUUGUGGAGAGCAAUGUGCUGCAUACCCUGCCCUCAUAUGCGAAGGAUAGCCACAAGUCCACGCACAGAUAGGAGACCCGCCACGAGUUCUACUUCAUUUUUCAUUGCAGCUUUUGUGAGCCGGUUGUACCGGUCUGGUUUACUUUCUAAAGCUUCCAGGGCAGCCCUUUGACUUCACGAGCCAGUUCUUAUAAGACUGAAGCAGAUUCUUGCAAUGUGAAUACUGUACAUUUUGCAUAUAUACGAAGGCAGGUUCCUAACAGCCUGCAGAUAAUUAUUAGUUUGCAUUAUUUAUGCAAUCCUUUACUGUUUUUUAGGAUCUGCCACACAAAAAAAGCUAAGAUAUCCCAUUCUCUUUUUAGUGUUCAUUUUCUGUUUAUUAUAGCACAAAACAAUAAAAAUGUUAGCACUGUUUAUAAAAAAUAAAUACAAAUAAUGCCCCAUAGAUGGUGCGGUAGUGCGCAUGCGUGACUACCGCUCCAUUCAGACUCCUCCUCACUGCAGUAAGGAGGAACCCCGGGGCUAAGGACCAACAUUCUAGUGAUCAUUGUGUCCCAGGGAUCAUAUAUUACUGUGGACAGGUGAUAAAUAUUCUUAAUGGGACAUCCCCCUUUAAGGGACCAAAUAGUGUCCGUUUAUGUCACAAGUGCUGGGAUCUUUGAGAGACCCCGGCCGUGGCUAGAGGCAUGGCAGCAUCAUAAAGACUGUGCUAAACUACUGUGAUAGUAAAAGCUGUGCGGUAAACCUGCAUAUUAGGAAUGUGUAAAGAUUUUACAUUGAGCAUCUUGGACAAAACCGGGGACAAAGCUGUGGAUGCUAUUGAUUCCAUGGGCUCUUGUUCCCAUGGAUUGGAAAAUACUGCAGCAAUGGGGGCAGAGUUAAUGGGCCCGGGCAUAUGAGGGGGCAUUAAAGGUUUUGGACAACCCCUUUAAAUGGAUUCUCCGGUGCCAACAGCCUGCCCCACUAAACAGGAUGCAUACUUACCUGCUCACCGCUGCCUCAGGCGUCUCCAUCUUCCAGUCCAUGCACAGUUUUGUAUUUCUUUUGUGUUUUUUUUUGGGCAUGGUCAGAAUCAGCACGUCGCCUCUGAAGACAGUCAUUGGCUGCAGCAGAUCAUGUGACCAUGCCAAUGCAGCGCCGUGAAAAAAAAAACUGUGCAGGGACUGAAGGCAGCUUAGAGGAACAGAGGGGAGCAAAUGAGCAGGAAUCCUUAGCUUAGUGGGGCAGGCUGCCGGUACUUGGUAAAACGGCAUUAUUAUUGUUGUCAGCCAAGUUACAUUUAGCCUUUUUCUUUCCGUUAACAUUUCUUUUCUAUGGCUGCUCACCGUUCGUGCUGUUGUUUGAAACGGUGUCAUUUUUAAUGAAAUUCUAAUUAGAUUGCUCUUUUCUUGAGCGCAUAGCGUAUAUUAGCUUAAACUCGUCUUUUUUAAUGUAUUUAACAUUAAAGGGGUAUUCUAGCUAGAACAAGUUAUUUCUUAUCCACUGGGACUGUUCUCAUGAUCGGCGCGGGUCCCAACAGUCCCACUGAUCACAAGAACAAAUAGAGUGGGGGUCGAGAAUGCGCACCACUGCUCCAUUCAAUGUCUAUGGGAAUGCCAGAGAUAAUUGAGUGCAAUGCUUGGCUAUCUCCUCUAGUCCCAUGGACAUGGCUCCACUCUACUCAUUAAUGAUGGGGGUUCCAGCAGUCGGACCACCACUGAUCUAACAGUUAUUCCCUAUCCAGAACUUGUUCUAACCAGAAUACCCUUUUAUCUACUUAACAAGGCUGCAUCUAUGUCAUUGCAGCCUUUUUGUUUUUUAUUACUUUUCAGUAACAUUAACUAUCCCACCGUAUUGUGUAUAAAGCUCAAACCUUUUGCCGUGGUUACAGACUACAAACAAACCGUGUAGUCCCAUAUUACUCCCUUCCUUCUAACCCUGUUUGACUGUACUGUACCAAGAGGGAGAAGGGUAGCACAUGACUGUAGGAUUAGAUUACGCAAAUGGUAAACAUGAGGACACAGGUCUGCAUAGGAGCUGUAUACACCAAACGGUAGGAUGUUUUAGUACUUAUUUCUUAAAAUGUACCUCCAGGGUAGCCUCUAUGUAUACACAAUACAGUCUUUAAAUGCACUAGUACUAGCAUAGAUACAUGUCCUAUGUCAGGCAAAAAACGUUAGUGAAUACACUGGUUAAACAUCGGAUGAUUGUGGUAUCAGUCUAGUAUUUUAAGUCCAGACUUGUUGCUGGGCAGUUUACUGUAAAACACUCUUGUAUUUUAAAAUGCACUCCCACAAAAAUGUUUAUUCUCUGACCUGAUAGUUCCAUGAUGUAAACUGUAAUGAAGGUAAUUAUCUUACUAGUGACUGUAUUUGUGAGUUAUACCCUCCCUUCUGAUCCUUAGCUGUGUCAUGUGAUCAACACUCUGAUCUCCAACUGAAGUCAGUUACUUUUCUAUUCAUUCCUAUGAGACCGACAUUGAGGCUCCCAUAAGAAUACAGAGAAACUGGAUACCUGAGCACACAUGAGACGCUGUGUGAUUUGGAGAGUCAGACUAUUGGUCACAUAACAGCUGAGGAUCAGAAGGGAGGUUAUAACUGACAAAUACAGUCAUUGGUAAGACUGUUGUACCUUUUCUAACAGGUCAGAGAAUAAAUAUUUUUGUGGGAGCGCUUUUUUUUAAAGGGUUUGUCCAGGUUGUAGAUAUUGAUGACCUGUCCUCAGCUAUCAGAUCAGUGAAGGUCCAACAUCCAGCACCCCCAACCAUCAGCAGCUGCCAGAGUCAGACCCCCGCCAAUCUGAUAUUGAUGACCUUUUCCUAAGGAUAGGCCAUCCAUAUCUAGAACCGGGACCACCUCUCUAUUGAUACUGUUUAGCCAUAUUGUCUCAUCUCCAGCAUUUUCUUCACUAUGCAAUUGAGGUUUAUGACCUCAGCACUGUAUUGGAGCUCCCACUGCCCUGCAAAACGUAAGGCAAUAAUAUGGUGUCAAAUGACCUAUAGAUUUGCAUACUGAUAGCAUGACAACCAAUAUUUAAUCCUGUUAAUCUGGUUUUGUGUGUAAAUGUUUCUGUACCGGUUUGUACUAUUUUCUGUAUUUCCAUAUGUCAUGUGAUAUACUACUGGACAGGAUUCUGUCUAUGGCUUUUACACUGGGAUAUGGCUCCCUAGGAAAUGAAUAGGGUUUUGCCAAUAACUACACAAGGUGGGUGAUAAAUGUUAUGCUCACCUGAUCACGAUGGUGGCAGCGCACUGUACUCUGUAGUUCCAUCAAAGUGAAUAGAACAGUCAUCAGGCAUGCGUACUGCCGCUCCAUUCAUACAUUUGGUUUAAAGGGGUAUUCUGGUUAUUUCAAG
Bufo gargarizans (Asiatic toad) is the source of this 5867-nucleotide messenger RNA. RefSeq names its product leucine rich repeat containing 8 VRAC subunit B (gene LRRC8B). Gene Ontology annotation, molecular function: protein binding. NCBI's taxonomy places the organism in Eukaryota, Metazoa, Chordata, Amphibia, Anura, Bufonidae. The coding region runs from base 234 to 2606 and encodes 790 amino acids. The record is from RefSeq and is a predicted model, not a curated record. The transcript has 4 exons.